Pristis pectinata (smalltooth sawfish) is the source of this 6369-nucleotide messenger RNA. It is a transcript of the gene p3h1, whose product is annotated as prolyl 3-hydroxylase 1. The record is from RefSeq and is a predicted model, not a curated record. Bases 462 to 2834 code for a protein of 790 amino acids. Gene Ontology annotation, cellular component: endoplasmic reticulum. Lineage: Eukaryota; Metazoa; Chordata; Chondrichthyes; Rhinopristiformes; Pristidae. Gene Ontology annotation, molecular function: protein binding; procollagen-proline 3-dioxygenase activity; L-ascorbic acid binding. Gene Ontology annotation, biological process: collagen metabolic process. The transcript has 15 exons.
AGGGCAUUCCACUACAGUUAAGGUAGUGUAAAGUGAAGGAGAGAAUCAGACACUAAGGAGGAGACUGGGAAGCAGAUGAGGGGAGGUGGGUUUUUGAGAGGUUUUUGAAAAUGUGAAGAAGUGUGCUUAACACACCCACUCAGCCCCAGGGAAGGGAAGGACUGCCUCCAAAACUUUUUAACUUCCCAGAGAUCGUUACUCCUAUUUAAUCCUGUGCUUUCCCCCUGCUUUCGAUUUAAGAUUUAACACAUAAUUACGAAGCAGCAUUCUGCUUUUAAAGGGUUGUGAGCUUGUGAGAUUCAUUUCCUGGCCUGCUGUCCACUGUCGGGCAACAGGGAAGUGACAGGCCUCAGCUCCUCCCUCAGAGAGGAAGCACUCUCUCCAGUUCAGAUUUCAUCCUGACCCUGUCUCCUCACAAGGCAGUGGUGCCUCCUUCCUCUUGCUCUCUGCUCUCGGCUAACAUGGCUCUUUGGCUCUUCUGCCCCAUCUUCCUCGCUCUUACCUCAACCAGAGGGAGCGGGGCUGAACUGUGGGCAGGCAGAUCCCCACUGGAGCCCUACGACCGCCUGUUCAGCACAGCGGUGGAGGCCUACUACCGUAACGACUGGCAAGGGGUGAUCAUCAACAUGGAGCGGGCGCUCCAAAACAAGGUGGCCCUGCGGCAGGUAAAGGUCCAUUGUCGGCUUGAGUGCAACGAGAAGACCAAGUUCAGCAUCUCCAACAGCAGCCAGGACUUCUUCGACGUGAACUUCUUCAACACGGUGCUGAAGAAGGCCGACUGCCUGAAGGAGUGCGAGGAGCAGAAACUGGGACCCUACUCCAUGUACCAGAUCUCUGAGGAGCUGCAGCUCGAGUUCCAGAAGAGGACCCCCUAUAACUACUUGCAAGUGGCAUACUUCAAGAUUAAGAUGUUGGACAAGGCAGUGGCUGCAGCUCACACCUUCUAUGUGGUGAACCCAGAUCACCUGGAGAUGCGUCAAAAUCUGGAGUAUUACAAGAUGAUGGCUGGUGUGAAGGAUGACGAUUUUAAGGACCUGGAAGCCAAACCCCACAUGGAAGCUUUCCGCAAAGGAGUUCGGCUUUACACAGACGAGCAGUUUAAGCAUUCAAUCAGUUUUUUAGAAAAUGCAUUGGUGGAGUACUUCAAAGCGGAUGCUGAGUGUCGAGCACUUUGUGAGGGCCCAUACAACUUUGAUGGGUAUAAUUACAUGGAUUACAAUGCGGACCUCUACCAAGCGAUAACAGAUCACUAUAUUCAGGUACUGAACUGCAAACAGAACUGUGUGACAGAGCUGGCCACUCGACCUGACAGAGAAGCACCUAUUGAAGACUUCCUCCCCACCCAUUUUGACUACCUUCAGUUUGCUUAUUACAACUCUGAGAAUUACUCCCAGGCCAUCGAAUGUACCAAGACCUACCUGCUUUUCUAUCCGAAUGAUGAAGUAAUGAACCAGAACCUGCAGUAUUACCAGGCAGUGCUGGGAGAAGAGUUGUCCAGACAUCUCACACACAGGGAGUAUAUUCAGACAUACAUCAACAACUCACUGUUGGAGAAAGAGCUGCUGUACUUUGCCAAUGAAGUCUUUGGAGUCACUUUUAUCGACCCGGACAAGUGGACUCCAGAGAAUGUGAUACCGGUUAAACUCAAAGAGAAGCAAAAGGCUGAACGGGAAACUGCUGCCCGGAUCUCCGAAGAAAUUGGAAACUUGAUGAAAGAGAUUGAGAACUUGGUGGAUGAGAAAACCAGGGAAUCAUCCGAGAUUGUGAAGAUGGUGAGAGAGGGGGGUCCAUUGCUGUACGACAAUGUCCAGGUCGUAAUGAAUGCAAGGCUGUUGAACGGAACACAGCGGGUGUUGCUCGAUGGUGUGAUCACAGACAAAGAAUGCGAGGAAAUGCGCUACCUCUCCAAUGCUGCUGCUUCGAUGGGUGAUGGUUACUAUGGGAAGCCCUCUCCUCACACACCCAAUGAGCGAUUCCAGGGAGUGACAGUACUCAAAGCAUUAAAGCUCAGUCAGCAGGGUAGGAUCCCGCUUAAAACAUCCAAGCUGUUUUACGAUAUCAGUGAGAAAGUUCGAAGGAUCAUCGAGUCUUACUUCCGGUUGGAAAACCCACUCUACUUUGCCUACUCACAUCUUGUCUGUCGGACUGCAGUGGAAGGAACACAGGAGAACAGGGAGGACCUGAGCCACUCCAUUCAUGUGGACAACUGCAUUUUAAACUCAGAAGCUCUGGAGUGUCGAAAGGAGCACCCAGCUUACACCGAGCGAGAUUACAGUGCGAUCCUUUAUUUGAACCAUGAUUUUGAAGGCGGGAAUUUCAUAUUCACGGAAAUUGAUGCUAAAGUUAUUACAGCAACGGUGAAACCAAAGUGUGGCCGUGUGGUGGGCUUCUCCUCGGGGGCAGAGAACCCCCACGGAGUCCAGGCCGUGACCAAAGGGCAGAGGUGUGGAGUGGCACUCUGGUUCACUCUGGAUCCCCGGCACAAGGAACGGGAGAGGAUCGAGGCAGAUGAGCUGGUGAAGAUGUUGUUUGGGAUGGAGGAGGAGCUGAGGCUGGAUGAGGGCGACGUCAAGGAACCAGAGCCCGAUGACCACCGGCCAACUGAGGCCUCGGCCCCUGAGCCCACCAGCAAGCCACACAGCCAGGACGAGGCAAAACCUGAUGAGACUGUGCCAGGGGAGCAGACCAAGGCGGAAGGGCCAACGGCAGAAAGCAACGGAGUCCCUAAGCCCACAAUAAAAACAACAGACUCCAUUCAGGAGCCAGCGCCUGCUGUUUCAGAUCAAAAGACCUCAGCUGCUCUGAAUAUGCCGUCUGCAAAGCAAGAACUGUAACACUAUUUACAGCUACUUGCAACAGAGCUGCCUGGUUCACGCAGCCUCACAUAAGGGCUGUUGGUUUUGCCGUUUAGUUGUUCCUGGUAACUGUUUUCCAAUUUAGGAGCUCAAAACUGUGGAACUCCAUUCCUCUCUUUGUACUUGUCCUCCUGUGGUCUGGUGGCUUUGAUACCCCAAGCUUGGCAUCUUAUUCAUCGUAUUCCCUGAUCUUCUCCCCUACCCUGUUGCCCCUGGUGAUAUCCAGCACCAGCGGCCAAGCCCCUCUACCAGGGUUGGCACAGUACACAGUGUUGCCCCGCACACGUUAGCCCUCGCGAAGGGCGCGAUAGACACGUAGGUCGGAGCUGCCAUCCAUUUGCCCAACAGCAAAACCCCAUGUCCACCUCAGCAGUCAUUGGAGCGGUCCAGGCUACUGACACCCAUUUCCAUCUACACUGGUUCACACCCUUAACAAGACGCCAGUCCUUUGAAGUGAAGAUAGAGUUUCUGUCAAUACUUGUAGUCAAUAUCUUUAGAAGAGGGGUAAUCUGCUGCUGUACAUAGAACAUGGAACACCACAGCACAGUACAGGCCCUUCAGCCCACAAUGUUGUGCCAACAUUUUAUCCUGCUCUAAUAUCUAGCUAACUCUUCCCUCCCAAAUAGCCCUCCAUUUUUCUAUCAUUCAUGUGGCUAUCUAAGAGUCUCUUAAAUGUCCCUAAUGUAUCUGCCCCCACAACCUCUGCAGGCAGUGCGUUCCACGCACCCACCACUCUCUGUGUAAAAAACUUACCCCUGACAUCCCCCUUAUAUCUUCCUCCAAUUCACCUUAAAAUUAUGCUCCCUUGUGUUGCUAUUUUCACCCUGGGAAAAAGUCUCUGACUGUCCAAUUGAUCUAUGCCUCUUAUCAUCUUGUACAGCUCUAUCAGGUCACCUCUCAUCCUCCUUAGCUCACUCAACCUAUGCUCAUAAGACAAGUACUGUCCCGCCUUUGUCUAGGACAUUCCAUGCUCACUGGUCAGUGUCUCUCAGCCACUUUUUUUGUCCAUUUUCUUGUUCCAUUGUUCCCCAACCUUUCACAGAAGCCUUCGAUUCUUGCUGAAGAUCUUGCUCCAGAUUCCACCAUCUGAGGUCUCCUGCAUCUCUGACUUUGUUCCUUGUCUUCUUGGCAUUCUGAAAGCCUCUGUAAGUAUUACUGAGCUGUUAUAUUGCGGGGAGCUUCGAGACCCACCCCAGUCCUGCCUUUAUCUGAUAUUUUUUCCACUGGGGGAGGGUCAUCUUGGUGAUCAAGCAGGACAGCCUUGGUAGCUCUGAACUCCUGCAAAACAUGUGGCAACUGUAGCACAAACUGCGAGGGGAAUUAGGGUCUCAGCUGGUCUUUAUUAUGCCCUGUCCAAUGCAACUACUGAUGCAGGCACAGUGAGGACAAUGAAGGACAGAGUCUUUAAAUGUUAGAUGGCCUUUUAUCUAAAAUAUUAACAGAAAAUCCUGGAAAUUGACAGCAAAUCAGGCAGCUCUGUGUUUCCGAAACUUACUCCUUGUAUUUCAGAUUUUCAGCUUCUGUAGUGUUUUUGUAUUUUUAAAUAACAGUUUGUGUUGCCAUGAAUGGAGACUGCUUAUCCUAGAGAGGCUAUGUGCUGCAACAUGCCAACAUUUUUUAUUGAUGCAAUGCCAUCUAUGUUUACAUUCCCAGAAAAUUCCUGCACUUGAUCAAUUGUGGCGAUGUUACCCACAUCCCAAUCCUACCCUGCAUAAAUGCAUGUGUACUCAGGCACAUUGACAGAGCUGCACACACAUUCUCUCUCUCUCUCUCUUUCUCACACACACACACACACACACACACAGAAUCACACAUGCACAUUCUUACUCUUACGAUAAAUACUUACACUUAAAGGUUUUAAGAUAUCCAUAGGUUGUGAACGUCAUUAUAUAAUUAAAAUUUCUCUUUCCUCCUAUAUACGUACAUGUUCACUUUCACACUCAUAUACAAAAACCUAAAUCUAUGUACACACUUAUAUGCACCAAUACACAUCCACAAUUACACCCACUCCCACUUGCACAAUCUUUUCCAGCAGGAAUUGCUCAGUAGGAGUCAGGAAGGAGAACCGAGAAUGAGGCCAACUUCCCUGGAGAGACUGGUUAACUGGGCAAUCACCAGUGAUUAACCAUUACUUCCAUCACUUGAGCCAUUGGAAAAUACAUACCAUGACACCAAGAGAGUCAAAUAUAAAACAUUAACCCUACCUCCAUCUAUUUGUAUAAAUUCAUUUCAACUACUGAGAAAUCUUCUGAGGUCGAAUUUACCCACCAAUAUAAAGGCAGCAUUAAACUCAGCCUUUUCCGAACAUCCAUGCCAAUAUCAUGCAAUCAGGCCAACUGGUGGGCAAGGACUGUAAUUCCAGAGAGGGCUGAGAUGCCUGGCUUCUAACUGCCAGAAUGGUUGGUGUUUUGGGGUUUCAGGAGCUGUAUGUUAAACCUCUCUCCUACUCCAGGACAUUUGCUAAGGAAUGUGACAGACCCGUGUUCUGCAGACUUAUAAUGGGUUCUGCAGCCCAGGGUUAUUUGCCUUGCUGAUUGAAGCCCAACAUUUACCUUAUUAAUUUAAGCCCAACACCCAGUGUUGAUGUAGACACCCAGCCAGUGUGUGUCAUGCCAGCGAAUCCUGUUACUUUUGUUUUGCUUCACUUUGUUCGGACAUGUUGGUCAGUGCUUGCUGUUGCUCAUUGUCCACAAGCUCAUCACCAGCCCUAUAUCUGACGGCGAUCUACAAUGAUGUGUCUUUCCUCACACUCGUUUAUAUAUUCCUCCAAUAAUAAGGCAGCAAAAGUAUUAUCCACAGUGGCACUGAGCCACAAAUACUGGCAAAUCUCUUUGUGUGGUUACUAGUUUGUGCUAUGUGAGUUGAUCUCUUUUUUUCAGUAGUUGGUCCCCUCCCUCAGUGUUUCUGUUCUGUGUGCCAGGAGUCCUCUAAAACAAGCAAACCGCAGUGGCUCAUGAAGAUUUUUUAUUCCCUGGGGUCCAGGUGUUAUGGAAAAAUAAAGUAGGUCACCUGAGGUUAUUGCUCUCGAUCGCUAUCCAGUACCUGGGCUUCAUUUGGGAGGUUUCGGAUGUGGAAGUCUAAGGCCUUCCACAGUUGAGGAGGGAAAGCUGGAUAUGAUAAUAUAUCAAUUUCUUUUUUAUGAUAAUAUGUAUUUUAAACUUAACCGAUGAAGUUCCAAAUAAAGUACAGUUUUGACAGAAUGCCCCUUCUGCAAAACAAUCAGACUUUGAAACCUUCAGUCACUGAGAACAUACAUCACACUCAUUGUCUCAGGAGAAUGCAGCUACAGGUAUACAUUUACUUGACCAGGUCUGCCUUGUUUCCCUUUGACGGGCCUGAAACUUGUUAUUUAUGCAUUGUACUGUUUUACAACUACUGCGUUACAGAUCAGUGCAAGCCUGACAGUAGUUUUGUCUAAAUGCCCCAAUGUGUUCAGGUGUGUAACUUGUCAAUGUUUCUGUACUGAGCUCUUGUGGAGUUUUAUUCACAAAUAAAUGAGACUUUUUUUGCCAUG